Messenger RNA from Trichoderma citrinoviride, 873 nucleotides. RefSeq lists its product as hypothetical. The coding region runs from base 1 to 873 and encodes 290 amino acids. Lineage: Eukaryota; Fungi; Ascomycota; Sordariomycetes; Hypocreales; Hypocreaceae. The transcript is spliced from 2 exons. The record is from RefSeq and is a predicted model, not a curated record.
AUGGCCGCCAUAGACUCAACCGCCACCCAGGCAACCACCAAGCCGGCCGUCCCCGUCGUCACCUCGUUCCCCUUCAACCCCCUCACAACAACCUUCACCCGCCCCUCGGACUGUGACGGCAUCUUCGCGUCCUCCUUCCUCUCCGGCAUCGACUUCUCCACCUCGUGCGUCCCCAAGGGCUUCCACACCGACGAGACGGGCUACUACUCCGCCUGCCACGACAACGCCGGCGCCAGGACCAUCACGACGGUGACGUGCUGCCCGACGUACGGCACCGACGUGUCGCUCUCGUGCGUCACGGCGAGCACGCUGUUCAGCGUCUGGUCGACGCUGUACUGCACGUGGAUUGCGCCGGACGGGGACGGCACGAUUCUGCCCGUGACGGUGAGCAAUGGCGGGACGACGAGCACGGUGGUGGGCGCGUUCCAGUCGCCGGGGGGGCUGAAUGCGUUUGGCAUCCGGAUGGUGUAUCAGAAGACGGACCUGGAGACGACGACCAUGGCGACGACGACGACGACGAGGACGUCGCAGACGAGGAGCAAGUCCACGACGGCGACGGAAACGGGUCGGCCAAAGGAGACGGGCGAGGCAUCGUCUGGUCUGUCGUCGGGGGCGAAAGCCGCGAUCGGGGCCGGGGUCGCCGUGCCGAUUGUCGUCGUCGUCGGGCUGGCUCUCGGGCUGUUCUUCUGGUGGUGGAGGAGGCGGAAGCAGUACGUGCGCGCGGGCCAGACGACGCCGCCGACGGAGCUGCACGGGGAGUCGCCGCCGAGCGAGCUGUCGAACGAGGCCGGGAUGGUGAGCAAGCCUCUCUAUGUGGCCGAGGUGCCGGCGCACGAGCCUCCUGCGGCAGAACUGCCGGCGCCGUUGAGGUGA